UCCCCGUUUAGGAGACGCGCGGCCCUAACGUGUGCGGGCUGCGUGUGGCCCCGGCUGUUUAGUUCUGACGUGAUUCCCAACGCAAGCGCCCUUCCUCGGCCUGGAGAGCGGCUUCCGCGGCUCCUCUGAAGCGGCCCCUGGGAGUGGCUGGCCCGAGGCCUGGCUGGGAGCCGUGCGUAGGCAUCCAGAGACCAGCAAGAGCGGAAGCCCUCGUCACCCUAGGGCUGAAGAGGCAGCAGGCGCGGCAAGAGAGCCCCAGGGCCUGGCAGAGCUGGAGGCCUGGAGGAAGGGCAGCUCCAGAGGGGCUGUGAUUGGGAAGAGAUGCCAUCAGUGGCUUCCAGACCCUGAACACAAAGCAAGGAGUGGGCAGACGGGAAUUCAUCCAUCUCGCUCUCCUUCUGUCUUCCGUCUCCCCUGCCUUGUGUGGACCGAACCCAGCCAGGCGCCAGGCUGUUAGCAAGCCCAGAGUGGGAAGGGGAGUGUCCAUUGGUAGCAUCUGCCUCUUGAGUGUCGUUCAGGUGAUCAUGGUCAGUCCCAGGAACUCGAGCAAAUUGAGCAACCAAAACAUCACAAAGGAAAAGGAUUUUGGAUACUGUGCUUCCAUUCAUCGUGACAAAAUCAGUGAUGUGUUGUUGGGAGGAAUGCUGUUGUUCCCUGAUGUUUUAUGUUUGGGACUCAUCAUCUGGGCCAGUGGCUCCAUGGUUUUCAUCCUACACAGGCAUAAGCAGCAGGUCCAACACAUUCGGAGGACCAAAGCCUUCCCCAGGUCCUCCCCUGAGUCCAGAGCUACAAAAACCAUCCUUCUUCUGAGCUGGAAGGGUGUGUCCAGCGGCACCACCUGCCCCUUGAGUGUCUUAAGCCAUGACGAACAGCCCCAGGAAAUCCAGGUUUCUUCCUCAGACAAGAUCGAUCUUGAGAAGUCAAUCCUGUGUCAAGAAUAUGUUGUUUAACGCUUAGAAUCAACACCCCUUCCUGUGCCAUGC
Camelus dromedarius (Arabian camel) is the source of this 983-nucleotide messenger RNA. RefSeq names its product vomeronasal type-1 receptor 4. Gene Ontology annotation, cellular component: membrane. The record is from RefSeq and is a predicted model, not a curated record. The coding region runs from base 525 to 950 and encodes 141 amino acids. Lineage: Eukaryota; Metazoa; Chordata; Mammalia; Artiodactyla; Camelidae. The transcript is spliced from 5 exons. Gene Ontology annotation, biological process: G protein-coupled receptor signaling pathway. Gene Ontology annotation, molecular function: pheromone receptor activity.